This is a messenger RNA of Cylicostephanus goldi, 726 nucleotides long. Lineage: Eukaryota; Metazoa; Nematoda; Chromadorea; Rhabditida; Strongylidae. The record is from the annotation of a GenBank genome assembly.
AUGCCAUUCAUCUGCCCAUACCAGCAAGAUAUCGCAAACGCAGCUUGGACGAUCAUAAUAGACGAUAUUGGAUCAGAAAAGCACAAAGAACUGCGGAUAAAACGUCGGGUCAGACAAGCACUGUACAUUAUUAUAGAAACAAUAUGCCCUCCCGGACCACCGGGACCGAUAGGUAAGCCUGGAUUACCUGGAUCGCCCGGUCAGCAUGGUCGUCCAGGAUCCGACGGGCUACAUGGUUUUGGUAUAGUCGAGCAUAUAUCCCAGCCCUGCACACAGUGCCCAGAAGGGCCUCCUGGCCUUCCUGGAGAAGAUGGUGCGGUAGGAAAUCCGGGACCUGAUGGAUGGCCAGGAUCAAGAGGAGAGCCCGGACGUAGAGGAAUUCCUGGAUUGCCAGGGCGUGAAGGAGAGCCUGGUGAAAAAGGCAGAGCCGGAGAACAAGGAUGGCCUGGAGUCCCAGGACGGAAUGGAAUUCGCGCCAGAGGUAAUCGUGGGCCACCAGGUCCUGAAGGAGAGGUUGGAGAGCCGGGGAAAGUUGGAGCUCAUGGAGAGCACGGUGCUGCUGGUAGACCAGGGAAACCUGGAGUUCCAGGAAAAAUGGGUGCGAAAGGUGUUCCAGGUAUUGAUGGAAGUCCUGGAGUAGGAGGAACUCUGGGAACGCCAGGUGGCGAUGGCUAUUAUUGCAAAUGUCCACUUAGAUCAGAGCAUUUGGGUUAUAUCAAAUCUUGA